Messenger RNA from Nematostella vectensis (starlet sea anemone), 1138 nucleotides. RefSeq lists its product as uncharacterized. The record is from RefSeq and is a predicted model, not a curated record. The transcript is spliced from 2 exons. NCBI's taxonomy places the organism in Eukaryota, Metazoa, Cnidaria, Anthozoa, Actiniaria, Edwardsiidae. Bases 452 to 826 code for a protein of 124 amino acids.
UUCACUCCUUCUCCUCUUCCAUUCCUCAUCCUCAUCCUCCAUUCCUCCUCCUUACUCCUCCUCUUCAUUCAUUCCUACUCAUCAUCAUCAACCCCUCCCCCACCCCUCCUCUCUCCGUCCUCCGCCAUCAUCCUCAAUCCUCCUCCUUCUCACUCCUCUUCCUCAUCCAUUGCUCCUCCUAACUCCUAACAACCACCGAGAAUAUCUUUGGUCUCCUAUCGGUGAAAUCUACCUUCACCAACGUCGGGUCCCAAGGAACUUUUAAGUUUAAGUUUAAGUAACUUUAUAAUGAACGAUUAUUUGAAGGUUUCUGGUUCGUACGAUUCAUACGGAAUUCAUACCAUUUUCAGCCAAUAGGAGAGCCAGCUCGCAUUACGUCAUUACAUCACGCCGUUGAUAAUUCCUCAUUCAUUCUCUAACACCACUUCCCUGCUCUUAUCUAAUCUUUAACAUGGCUCCCAAAAUGAGAAGCAGUAAUGUUCUGCGUUAUAUUGAGAGUGCGGGACUCUCUGAGGAUCUCAGCGAGUUUGAGAGUGAGAACGUAUCGGCAGGGUCUCGCUUGGCCACCAAGAAUGAGACGGCAGUUCAUGUAGAGAGCACAGCUCGUCUAUAUGAACUCCGUCUUAUUCAGAUGGAGAAAUUCGCCAUACGAGAGAAGGACACGGCUAUUCUUUUUGGUGAAAAUAGCCGUCCAUUUAGGGCGGCUACUAUCAAGACCUUUCUCGAAUACUUAGGCGAACCGAAGGGCACCAAAAUUGGCAGUCUCGCCUGCAAGGGUCUGGCGCCACCUUCCAUAAAAGGAAUGGAAGCAGCAUUAAGGUAUUAAUAUUAAUAUUUUUAAUAUUGAAAUGUUAAUGUUUUUCCAGGUUUUUAUUUUAUUUAUUUACUAGAUAUUUUCAUAGUUGGCUCUUCCAACAGAGAUGGACGGGCAAUUUUUUUUGUCAUUUUUAAAUUUUAAGCCCUGAUUAUAUUUUAUAUAAACUCGUACAACAUGUUUAUAAUGCUUUACACAAUUCAAAGAUUGCAAAACACUCACUACUCUUUUCUAUUUUGUGUGCAUAAAGUAGAUAUCUAACUCUCCCUUGCUGUACCUCUUGAUAUUGUGAUAUUUUCUGAUACUGUUUUGUGAUAUUUUCUG